This is a messenger RNA of Amphimedon queenslandica, 1197 nucleotides long. RefSeq lists its product as uncharacterized. The record is from RefSeq and is a predicted model, not a curated record. Gene Ontology annotation, molecular function: DNA binding. Bases 58 to 1137 code for a protein of 359 amino acids. NCBI's taxonomy places the organism in Eukaryota, Metazoa, Porifera, Demospongiae, Haplosclerida, Niphatidae. Gene Ontology annotation, biological process: DNA recombination; DNA integration. The transcript has 4 exons.
UUUGGUGACACACUUUGCUUAAAAGAAUGUUGCAAAGUGGAAAAUGUGGUUGGAUUUAUGGACCACAUUGCAGAAGAUGUUGGGUUAGGCCCAUCGGGGUUAGUUGGCAAGGCCAAUUCGAUUCAGCACCUUUUGGACUAUUUAAAGGAAGAAGAACAGGUGGAUCACGAUUAUUUUAAAUUGUGCAAGGUCAGUGACAAACUGAAAAAGAUAAUUAAGAAUUGCAACAAGGAGAGAAAGAGACUGGAAAGAGAGAAGCGAGACAUGAGGCUAGGAGAAGGUGUAGAGUAUGAUGAUAAAGUGUUGGAGUUUUUGGAAGGAGAAAAGGUGGAGGAAAGACUGAAAGAAGUUUUAAGUCAUGAGGUAAUAGAUGAGGAGGAAGCGAUUCUGUUAAGAAGAGUGGCUAUGUGUAGGCUGAUGUACGGCAAUUACCAGCGUUCUGGAACAGUAAAGAACAUUGAAAUGGAGGAAUAUAGAAACAGGAUAAAAUCAGAAGAGCAUGAUGUUAUUUUAGUAAAAAACCAUAAAACCAAGGAUCGUUAUGGUUCUGCAAAAGUUGUUUGCAAAAAGGAAACAGUAGAGGUCAUAGAGAAAUAUCUGGAAUAUGCUCCGGAGAGCAAAUACCUCUUUGUGACCAGAACAGGACAUCAAGUGGCAAAUCCCUUUAGGGAACUAGAAAAUUUGUGCAUCCAAAUGGGACACCAGGCCAUCAAGAUAUCUCCAACGGAGCACCGGAAACAGAGUGCAUCUAGAGUGGAACUAGGAAGGGACGAAAAAAUGACAUUAAAGAUUUCCCAAAUGAUGGAUCAUUCCAUAGACACCCAUAGGGCAAAAUAUACCUUUGUCAACACGGCAAAAGAGGCCAUUGGUGCCUACAAAACACUGCAAGACUGGCGACAUAGCCAACAUACAAAAAAAGAACAGAAAAUUGAAGAAUGUGAAGACAGAGAACGUGAAGUAAGGAGGAAACGAAAGUGGACGAUGGCAGAGACAAGAGAAAUUGAAAGGGUAAUGGAGAGAAAGAAGGGCAAGUUUACAAGAUUACAUGAAGUAAAAGAAGAGUUCAAGGAGAAUGAAAUUUUGAAAGACAGGACUUUUAAGAACAUACUUGAUAAAUUAAGACAAAUUCAGAAAUAAUAUGAACAAAGUUACAUGAACUAUCAUUUACUGCUUAAAAAGUUUGUUUCUUUAAUCAAA